Molecule: messenger RNA, 636 nt
Organism: Anopheles aquasalis
Lineage: Eukaryota; Metazoa; Arthropoda; Insecta; Diptera; Culicidae
Product: caspase-14-like
Biological process (GO): positive regulation of neuron apoptotic process; apoptotic process; proteolysis
Cellular component (GO): cytoplasm
Molecular function (GO): cysteine-type endopeptidase activity
Source: RefSeq, a predicted model, not a curated record
AUGGUGCUAUGCAUACGUUUUGAUGAUUCCACACACAACAGAGCGGGCAGCGAGAAAGAUAUAGCAAAGAUUAGAAGAUUUUUUCAGGAUUAUAGGAUUGACCAGCUCACUGAAGCCACGAACAAAACUGCUGCGGAAGUGCGCUACAUAAUGGAUAAGAUUGCUCGCAAGGAUUUUAGUGACUACAGCUGCUUGAUAAUCAUCGUAAUGAGCCAUGGACUAAUGCACGAUCAAAUCGAAGCUCGUGAUGGUAGACCGUACUGCUUUGAGGGAGAUAUUGUGGAGAAAUGCACCUCAAAUCGGACGCUCGAUGGCAAACCGAAACUUUUCAUCGUGCAGGCCUGCCGAGGAGAGUCAACAGUAGCAACGGAUUCUAUCAACACCCAGAGCAACAAGAAUGAUGUUUUGAUUUUUCAAAGCACCUACAAAGGAUUUGUCGCAUUCCGAGACACACAAAAUGGAACAUUUUUCAUUCAAAAUUUCUUCAAACUGUUGGAGGAACAUCGAAACGAAGACAUCAGCUUGAUCAAUAAGCACCUGAAUCGAGUUUUCGCACAAAACGGAAUUUCACAAAAUCCUACCAUGAGCACCACUCUUCAGAAGGAUUUCGUUUUUGCUGACCUUCGAAUGCUUUGA